Molecule: messenger RNA, 2945 nt
Organism: Labrus mixtus (cuckoo wrasse)
Lineage: Eukaryota; Metazoa; Chordata; Actinopteri; Labriformes; Labridae
Product: T-cell immunoglobulin and mucin domain-containing protein 4-like
Exons: 7
Coding region: 559-1344 (261 amino acids)
Source: RefSeq, a predicted model, not a curated record
AGAUAUCUACUGAAUGAGAUCAUAAAGUGACCUUACUCUAUGAUCAGACAUUAAGGAAACAUGCUAUGUUGAAGUGCUGGCUUCUCUGACAACAAUGCAGCAGCCAGUAUGUCCUCCUUCUAACUUUAGAUUCUGCUCCUGAAUGCUCUGGAUUUGUUUGGACCAGAGAAGGUCUCCCAAACACAUGAACACCCACAAAGACAUAAAAAAAAGUUUUGUAAUUGGCUUGGCUGUUUAGUGAUGAAGCUAAGUGAGUCUGUUCUUUCUCCAAAGAAGUCUCCGUGCUGCAUGUUUCAGUGUAUUUGAAGGUACAACAAACAUGACUGAGCAGAAACUCAUCAAAUAAAUAAAACAUUGAUGCAGCUUUAAGUUUUCAUAUCAAAUCAUCCACAAAGCUGCAGGUUACAGUCUCUGUAGUGGGGCGUAUGCAGAGGGGAGAGGGGAGGGGUGUGUUUUGUGUUUGGAGGAGGGACUCCAUCAUUUAGAGAAGUGAGAACAAGUUCCUCACUGACCAGUGAAGACGGAACAAGAGCGUCUUAAACCAUCAGAGUGUUGAACAUGAGAGUCCAUCAGACUUUGAUCUGCUUCUUCUUCCUCAAUCUGACGGAUGGAUUCCCUUUUCAUGAAGAUAUCGGUGUCCGUGAAGGAACUGAAGGAGGAAACAUCGAAGUUGGAUGCAGCUUUAAAUCUUCUGGAAGCAGGAAGGUUUUCUGUAGAAAGGACUGUGAAGAUGAAGACAUUCUUUGCAACACCACAGAUGUCAGUGCUCAGUGUGGCAGAUACAGCAUUGAAUUAAGAAAAAAUGAACUAUUGUCUACAGUUUUUUAUGUGAGCAUCACAAAUUUGAGAAAGUCUGACUCUGGAUCGUACACAUGUUGGUUGGGGAGAGAUUGGACUCCAGAUUCAAGUGAGACGUUUGAGCUCAGAGUUAAAGAUGCUACAACCACCUCUAAACCAAACACGACUCCUAAACCAUCAUCGACCCGCUCGACCUCCACACUGACCACAGCGCAGACUGUGAGCGUCAGUUCAGGAAGCACCACGACUUCAUCACACUCGUCUAACACAACCACGACUGAGCAGCUCUCAUCAGCUUCUGGUUCAGGCUUGGUGCUGUAUGUGCGUCUGAUCCUGGUCUUCAUAUUUAUGGUCUCAUCAGCAGCUGUGCUGAUAGUCUGCAGGAGGAGGACCAGAACACCUGAAGAGCCUCCUAUGGAACUAAUUUAUGUCAACAUCAACAAUGACAAUGCGAUGCAUGAGGACGUCGGAGAGGCCGAUCAAGCGUAUGACGACAUCCAAGAGGAGUACAGACAGGGCGGACUUCCUCCUGUGGAAACAUCUUGACUUUAAACUUUAUGUUGCAUUGAAUCCAGAGCAGUUUGUUGUUCAAUCUUUUGGGAACAUUAUUUCAGUCAAACUCGCGUUUAUAUAGCUUAAAAUGUUUACUGCUGCAGUUUGUGUUUGGCGUCCGGGCUCCGACCUCAUCACUCCUAACAGUUUUCAUUUACAUGCAGAAAUCUGAGGAGUGAUGUGAUGAUAUUUUAAACACCCCUGUCAGAGCCAACAGGUGGAUGCUGGUGGUGGGGGUGCUGCUGAGCGAAAGUGCAGUACUGGUGCAGGUCAAUGAAAGAGACCGGAAAUCUUGCAGCUUAAAUAAACAGCUAAUAGGAAGGAUGUGUUGUCAGGUGAUCGUUGAGAAUGAUGUCAAGUGCAAUCAAUAAAGCUUGAGCUGCCUUCCUGAACUAGCCCGCAGGCGUCGACUGGUCUUCACUGCACAGCAGAACAGAGAUAAGAUCGUAAAAAUGUGGUUGACAUUUUAAAAAACGUUGUUUUUAUUAACUUUAACUUAAAUUUCUCGGUAAUCUGAGAGAUAAAAAUGUUGUUAAGGUAAUGUUGUAACCUUUAUACUGCCAGAAGGUAGAGGAAGGAAAAAAAAAACGAUUUAUGUAAAAAUCGAGAUUCUUCCCUUCUAAGAAUUAAAAUCGAUUCCUAACUUCCAAAAAUCGAUUAUUAUUAUUUAUUUCAUUUUUUUUGGGCUAAUCAGUCACUCCCUGCUAAGUGCUAAUGCUAGCUCUUUAACUCAGCAGAAUGCAGGACAAUGGAGCAGCAAGAAAUUCAGCCAGUCUCACAGACGACUGGAGUAGAUCCUGAAGUAUGUGCUCAUUCAUAAACAGACUUUGAAUAAUGAAUCAGUGGAUCAAAAAAAAAUAUUUUGAAUCGAAGAUCGAUUCUGAAUUGAAUCGUGAGACACCCAGAGAUUCCCAGCCCUACCAGAAGGUCCUUACUUUAUUUCAAAAUAAAAGCAGGGUUGAAUUCAAACAGCAAGUGAAGCACUCUCAGUUUAAGACGGUACAAAAUUUCAAAAUAAAAGCCUAACAAAUGGGAAAUAACAAAAUACUUAAAAUGUUAAUUGUUUGACAUCCCUAAUUUAAAUGCAACCAAACCUCUCUCCACAUUGUUCCCAAACCUGGCACUUCAAACUAAAACAGCGUGUUUUAGGUGAAAAACGUCUUAAAAUAAUGAGUCUGAGAAUAAAUAAAGAAGGAACAGAAGAUUAAAUGUAAAUGUUUUUAAUGAAAAUAAAGUCGACAUGAAUCGAACAUUGGCAGUUUAAACAGUAUACGGUCUUUUACAAAACAUUUGAAAUAAAUCUUUUUUAUUUGAUCUGAACACCGAGCCGUCCUGCAGUGUGACUGACUCUGCUUUUCACAGCCGCUGGUGACGGUGUCGUUUGUCAAAGACACUGCAGCACGUUGAUGCUGUCAAAGAUAAAAGUACAAAAAAUAGAUCGACUUCCGUCACACGUGUUCGUCGUCUACACCGCUCCAUGUCGGAACAACAGCUUAACUUUAACCACAUAAAUAAUAUUUACACGGACGUGAUGCCUCGACAUGACGCUGCACAAACUGCUGCGUCACUCGUCAAUGUUGUCGCUAAAAAACAAA